Molecule: messenger RNA, 1372 nt
Organism: Osmerus eperlanus (European smelt)
Lineage: Eukaryota; Metazoa; Chordata; Actinopteri; Osmeriformes; Osmeridae
Gene: utp23
Product: UTP23 small subunit processome component
Exons: 4
Coding region: 182-946 (254 amino acids)
Cellular component (GO): small-subunit processome; nucleolus
Molecular function (GO): small ribosomal subunit rRNA binding
Source: RefSeq, a predicted model, not a curated record
ACAUUCUACACGGUCACGAUUAAUGUAACACGAUAUCGUUCUCGUGUUAUUUAUCCUCCUGUCUCCACGCUGGUACUUACCUUAUUUCACAUUUAUCACGUAAUGUGUAGAAACGGACAAUAAACUGUAAGUUAUUAAACAUAUCUUCAAUUCUGAGGUGGACACUAUUAAAUAAAUCAAAAUGAAGAUUAAACGGCAAAAGCAAGCAAAGAAAACAAUUAGCUUCCAUAAAUUCAACUUCAGUUUUCGGGAGCCUUUUCAAAUUCUCAUCGAUGGGACAUUCUGUCAAGCAGCAUUAAGAAACAAGAUUCAGAUUAAAGAGCAAAUGCCAAAGUAUUUAAUGGGAGAAGUGCAACUUUGUACAACGAAUUGCGCAAUGAAGGAACUGGAAUCACUCGGCAAAGAGCUUUACGGAGCCAAACUCAUAUUGCAACGGUUUCAGGUCCGAAACUGCAAGCACUUCAAGAACCCAGUGCUAGCUUCAGAGUGCCUGCUGUCCAUGCUGGAAGAGGCCAAUCCUCACCAUUACUUUGUUGCCACCCAGGACCGUGCAGUAACAGAAGGCUUAAAGAAGAUCCCAGGUGUACCUCUCCUCUAUAUUAUCCUAAACACUAUAGUGCUUGACAAGCCCAGCCAGGCAUCCCUAAACCACGUCCAGGCUGUGCAGCUUGGGGAGCUGGUCACCCCAGCCCAGCAGCAGAGCAUCCGCAGCCUGAAGGAGGAAGUGGGCAUCGGGCAGGACGGGGAGCGGCGUGGCAAGAAGAGGAAGAGGAAAAUUUCGAACCCUAACCCUCUCAGCUGCCUGAAGAAGAAGAAGAAGAAGCUGCCCACACAGCCGCUGAAUAUGAGGAAGACUGAUGGCGAGGAGAAGAAACGCACCAGGAAUCGUAGACGCAAGUCAGCCGGAGGGGAGGGGUUAUUGGUUAACCCUGUUCCAAAUCCUUAGUGGUCUGGAAAGUAAAAAAAAAACAUCAACUUCACAGUUGUGUGUGUGUGUGUGUACACAAGCCACAGAAAUACAUAUUAUACUGUUGUGUAACCCCUGUUCUGCAAAAUAUGGUUCAUGUUCACUAGAAGGAAAAUGUGUGAAGCUGUUCAAAUAAACAUGACAUCAGUAUCAUGUAUCUACCUGGGGAAGUGUUAGAUGGUUUCCUCCCUUUCAUUUGAAAUCCUUAGAUUAUUGCUAUUAAACCCAUGUGAAUUUAAAGUAUUGUACUUUUAAAUGUGCAGCAGUGAUUUUUCACAUUGAAAUAUAAGUAUUUUGACUGUAAUCCAUUGGAAGGAAAAGAGAGCCUAUGAGAGCAAGUCAGAAAUGUAACCAAUUGUUAAUAAAGAUGUGAGUCAGUAGCCUCCCUGUAAGCUAAUGUAAAAU